Molecule: messenger RNA, 1483 nt
Organism: Syzygium oleosum
Lineage: Eukaryota; Viridiplantae; Streptophyta; Magnoliopsida; Myrtales; Myrtaceae
Exons: 2
Coding region: 421-1296 (291 amino acids)
Source: RefSeq, a predicted model, not a curated record
CGCCCCCACCAGUCCAUCAAGUCCAUCAGUCCCUUGCUCCGAUUCAGAUCAAACCCCGUGCCGGAAAACUCGCGAGCGGCGUACGGUCGCCGGAAGAUCGAGCUGCGCCGGACCACGGACGGCGAACUCCAUGGCCGAAGCCGCGCAGGGUUCUCUAUCUUCACCUGGCGUCCGCUGGAGGAAUCGCCUCGAGUCGUUUCUCUCGUUCUUUCCGCGUUUCCGACUUUGAAUCCCGGGCUCUUGAUUUGCAGGCGGGCGAGGAAGGAUUCGGGAGAAAAGGAACCGUUCUUAUAGCUCCUCGGUCCGAACGCUCGGCAAAAACCUAGCUCGAUUCGUGCCGGGAAUCGUUUGACCUCGGUGGGCUCCCCGAGCAAAUGCCGGACGUCUAUCUUCCAGAUUCACGGGAGCGUUCUUUCAACAAUGGAGGCACAAGCUAAUAGUCCUGGAGUACUAAGGGUUGGGAAUCGGCUUCCCAAUAUACCUGACCCAACGCAGAGAGCCUUCAAGUUCCCAAAUCACAUCCAGACCAGAUACAGCCAAAACUGCUUCAGUUUGCCACAGCACUCGCUUUAUAAUCGUGUUGCUUUUGGAUCUUCCUUAUCACCAGAUGUUGAACCAAAUACUCUUAUUCAGGCAAACAAUCAGGUUUAUGCCUCUAGUUUGAUCUCUGAUUCUUUUAGAGUAUUUGAGCCAUGUUUCUCCAUGGUUGACAUAUCUGGUCUUGUUAGCCUACUAGGAGACAUGACGAACCUGCAAUCUUGUUUUGAGCCAUUUAAUGCUUUAAUGUAUCGGAUGAACCGUCACCCCUAUGGUGUCAGAAAUGGUCAAACUCCAUUUUUGGACAACGCUGGCCCUCACUGUGCUUUGGUAAUUGGGCGAUUCCGUGUUGGGAUCUUGCCAUCUUCGCUAUAUGCUCCUGAAUUCAUCCCAAUGAGGUCUCAGCAGGUUCCACCGGAUGCCGAAGUUGCCACUCAGGCUCUCGGAUUCCAUGGUACUGCUGGGUUUAUGCCAAACAAUUCCUGGCUGAGGAACUCACAAGAGGAUUUGCUAAUGAGGAGUGGCAGCGCGGCCCAAUCUAGUUUCCCCCGCAAUUAUGUGUGUACUCUGUGUAACAGGUCUUUUCCUAGUGGUUAUGCCUUGGGAGGCCAUAUGAGCGGCCAUGCAAGGAAAAGAAAACUCGAGGCACUCCUCAAUGCCACAGAGAACCUUGAGCCAGGCGCUGGUGGGUCGUCUCUUGAAGCUACUACAGGCUGGGGGUUUGAACAUGCUUCUGUUGUCAAAAUGGAACCAGCUUGAUGACUCUUGAGGAUGGAAAAUGAACCAAGUAGUAAUCUGUGGAAACGGCAAGGAAAACUAUCUUGUCGGUUUUAGGGUCAUUUUCCUUUGCUUUAGUAGUUUUGAUUAUUGUCGUAAUCUCUGGUCUUUUAGUCAAAGUUGGAGAUUUUAUCUUCUCCUUGGUCUUUAAUGAGUCCUAGUUUGAGCA